AAAGACAGCACGUUAUUAAUUUUAUUCUGAAUUAUCUAAAUAAUUGUAGCGAAGUGGGGAAGAUAUUUCCAGACGGACUUUCCUUCAGUCCCUAAGAUGCCGCCUGUCAGAUUGAAUCCAGUGGGAUAAACUGUCUCUGCUUAUAAAGUGUUUUGUUAGCUGAGGAUGUGGAGUUCAGGAUCUUCUCUGAGGACCAGGCUGGUAGCAAAGACCGCCUCUAAACUCUGCUCCAGCAAACCUCCGGAUCCUCCCCGGACGCUCCCCUCUGCUCAGCCGCGACCCCGAGCCGAGAAACACAGACGCAGGCGACAGAAGGAGGACAGCAUCCUGUCAGCUCCUCAUCAUGGAACUGAAUCUCAAGCAUUGAAGUGGAGUGAAAAACAGAAGAUUGAGUACACGGCUCAGACCCCUGCUGGGACUAAAAAAGAUACAAGCCUUCCUCUCCCACCUUCCUACAGUCCAGAAUAUGUGGAGUCCUGCUGGUAUCAGUGGUGGGAGAAAGAGGGAUUUUUCAAUCCGGAUCAACAUGAGAGGUUGCCUCACGGCAUCGAUCAGACGUUUUCUCUGUGUAUUCCUCCUCCAAACGUGACGGGGACUCUGCAUGUGGGCCAUGCCUUGACUGUGGCUGUGCAGGACGCCCUGGUUCGACGGAGAAGGAUGCAGGGUUACAGAACUCUGUGGGUUCCUGGAUGUGAUCACGCAGGCAUCGCAACUCAGACGGUGGUGGAGAGGAGACUUCUGAGAGAAAAAGGAAAACACAGACAAGAUUUUACCAGAGAGGAAUUUUUACAGGAAGUCUGGAACUGGAAAAAUGAAAAAGGAGAGGAGAUUUAUCACCAGCUGAGGAAGCUCGGGGCUUCUCUGGACUGGAGCAGAGCCUGCUUUACUAUGGAUCCAGUGAGUUUCUGGUCACAGAUUUACUUCCCCUGAUGUCUCAUAUUCUUCUGCGUUUUAAACAUGUUUUGAUGUCUGCUGUGUGCUUUUCAGAUGGUUAUAAUGAAAAUUAGAUGGAUUUUAGAUGAUUUCUAGAGAUUAAACCAACACGAGUUGUUGUUACAGGUCUAUGACACUCAGGGCCUGAUCUUCAGAAGGUUUGCAUGG
Messenger RNA from Cyprinodon variegatus (sheepshead minnow), 1101 nucleotides. It is a transcript of the gene vars2, whose product is annotated as valine--tRNA ligase, mitochondrial-like. The record is from RefSeq and is a predicted model, not a curated record. The transcript is spliced from 8 exons. NCBI's taxonomy places the organism in Eukaryota, Metazoa, Chordata, Actinopteri, Cyprinodontiformes, Cyprinodontidae. Gene Ontology annotation, molecular function: ATP binding; valine-tRNA ligase activity. Bases 166 to 930 code for a protein of 254 amino acids. Gene Ontology annotation, biological process: valyl-tRNA aminoacylation. Gene Ontology annotation, cellular component: cytosol.